AUGGUUCAAGGCAGCCCAGUAAACGAAACAUUACAAAGGGUUCUUAUGGUUCCUCCUGACCACUUUGUUGUUGAGUAUAAAAUUAAUCCGUUUAUGGGUGGCGUCGUGGACAAAGCAAAAGCGUCUAAACAAUGGAAUGAGUUGAAAACUACCAUAGAGUCAGAAGGUGUUAAGGUAGAAGUUUUACAACAAAAGGCAAAUCUGCCUGAUAUGGUUUUCGUUUGCAACACAGGUUUAGUUUACCAUAAUGAGGAAGGUGACGGUAAAGUUUACCUUUCCAGAUUCCGUCAUAAGCAACGAACUGGAGAACAAGACGAAAUUUUUCCUUGGUUCAAGAAGCAGAACUUUGAAAUUUACGGGGACAGUUAUGAGGAUUAUUUCGAGGGGGGUGGUGAUGCCUUUUUCUCGACUUAUUCGACACUCUGGGCUGGUUAUGGACCGAGGUCAGAAAAAAAGGUUUAUGAGAAAAUUAAAACAAUGGGCGAUUUUGAAGUGGUGUUCUGUGAAUUAAUCCAUCCAAACUUUUAUCACUUAGAUACAUGCUUGUGUCUGGUUGAUUCCACCACAAUGCUAUAUUACCCACCUGCUUUAUCAGCAAAAACCCGAGAAACGAUUUUGGAAAAGAUGCCAAAUUCAAUAGCGAUUAAUGACGAAGAGGCUAAUGCAUUUGUGUGUAAUUCAAUAACGGUCAGAAACACUGUCAUUAGUCCACUGGGUAUGUCGAAUGAUACAAAAAGAAAACUCAAUGACCGAGGUUUUCGAGUACAUGAAAUAGAUAUGAGCGAGUUCAAGAAGUCUGGUGGCGCUUGUCAGUGUCUUGUUUUGAAACUGUGA
Molecule: messenger RNA, 834 nt
Organism: Enterobius vermicularis (human pinworm)
Lineage: Eukaryota; Metazoa; Nematoda; Chromadorea; Rhabditida; Oxyuridae
Source: the annotation of a GenBank genome assembly